Molecule: messenger RNA, 1923 nt
Organism: Colletotrichum tamarilloi
Lineage: Eukaryota; Fungi; Ascomycota; Sordariomycetes; Glomerellales; Glomerellaceae
Exons: 4
Coding region: 1-1923 (640 amino acids)
Source: RefSeq, a predicted model, not a curated record
AUGUCUCCCGCACUUUUUGAGUCUCACCGGAGAACCCCCUCUGGUCAAGACCCCGAACGUCGCAAGUCUGGAAGUGGUUUUCUCUUCCUCAACAACCGCUUCAAGAGUCCGCCAACACCACCCGAGGGUGACGCGCCUGAUGACUCCUUUGCCCAGCAUCGUCACUGGCAGGAUCAAGAUGCAAUGACGGAAGACCCUCAAGGAGGGCGCCGGUCUGCCAGCACAAUCACUACCAACGAAAAUGCCACCUCCAGCCCCCCCACUCCGACUUUCGGCCCCGUCAAGGAUGGAUACUUCAUGAAGCGUUCCGACUCCUCUCAGAGUAUCCCCUCUCUGGUCCAAUCAAACAAUGGUGAUGAGGUGAAGAGACCCAUGACCGCUAUGCCCGGCCGGGAAAAGUCCUUCCUCGGCACCAAGGAGCCCGCCGUCCCCGCCGUUCCCUCUAUCCCUGACGAGAAGGUCAAGCCCACGACCGUCCCCGAAGAGAAAGAGGAAAACACCCCCUCAGCCCCCGCCGAAGCCGAGUCCGCGAAGCCCAAGGCCGUUUCCGUAACCGAGACUGCUAAGACCGCCGAGGACGACGCUGAUGACUCCUCUUCUGAGGAUGAAGAGGAAGACGAGGAGAAGAAUGAGGCCGAGGCAGAGGAGCCGCAGGGUGCCCAGCUCGCAACUCGCGUCGCCAUCCUCCCUCCUCGCCCGGCUACCCCCGAAGCCGACAAGAGAAUCUCCUACCACGAGGACUCCGACCUCCACAUCAAGGUCCGCGACUCAAAUGGCUCCCUCAUCGUAUACUCCGUCCGCUCCGCCGCUCUCGCAUCUGCCUCCCGCGUCUGGAAGGAGCUGCUCGCCAAUAACACCUCCAGCGUUAUCGAGCUCCAGUCUCCCGCCGACACAGCCAGUGGUCUUGAUGUGCUUUUCUCCAUUGCUCACUUCAAGUUCCACGAGCUCCCCACCAUGCCCAACGUCGGCGACCUGUACGACCUGGCCCUCGCUUCCGACAAGUACGCCGCCACGCACCUGCUCGUCCCCUUCAUGAACGACUGGGUCAUCGCCCUGAACCGCCACGUUCUCAUGGCCGGCGCCCGCAACGACGAGGACAAGACUCUCGUCCUCAGCUGGGUCUUUGGCGAGGCCCGCUGGUUCAGUCGCGUGCUGGCCAAGGCAGCUUACAAGUCCCGCGUCGGACCUGACGGAGCCCUCCAGGACUCCAAGGGCCGCCCUUGGAAGGACCAGCCCAUCUCGGACGAGGUCAUCCGCAUGCUUACCGCCACCCGCGCCGAGGCCAUUGACAAAAUCAUCAAGGCUGUCAGCAACCCUGUCCACCGCCUCCUGAAUCCCUCCUGCUACCCCGGCGAGGAGAUUCGCUACUGCCACGCCGGCACCGAGGAUGGCACCGCGGAAGACUGCGAGCAGCUCCUCCUCGGAUCCGCCAUCAUGGGCUUGACCAAGUCGAAGCUGUGGCCCCCUCCCGAGCCCGCCAAGAUCAAGGUCAGCGCCGUCGAUCUCGCAAGGGCCUACGGCGAAGUUCGUAUCCGUCGCUACCAGACUCCCGGUCUGCGCUUCAGAGACAGCUCGGCCGAGGGCGCGCCCGUCGACGACCCUCACGCCAAGUGUGGCUUCGGUCACCGUGAGGUGAUUGAGAAGAUCCUCAACACGCCUGCCAAGAUGGCGUCCAGCGUUGUCGGCCAGUUGAUUACCAGAGCCAAGAAGUCUGGUGCGUUCGGCGAGGAGCUUUUCGCCGACUUGAAGGAGUACGUGCAGGAUGGCGGCGCUGCUGUUGAGGGUGAGGAUCUGAAGAGCGAUCCCCUUCACUACAAGCAGGUUCGCGUUAGAGCCAACGGUGUUGCCGAGAACAAGACCCCGGCUGACGAUGAUGACGAUGAGGACGACGACGAUUCCAGCUCCGAGAGUGACGAGGAGUAG